This is a messenger RNA of Symbiodinium pilosum, 180 nucleotides long. The record is from the annotation of a GenBank genome assembly. Lineage: Eukaryota; Dinophyceae; Suessiales; Symbiodiniaceae.
GCAAUUGUGGCCAGCCUGGAGGAGGCAGAGGAGAUGCAGCAGCACAUCGAGAACCUGGAUGAAACGUUGAGAAUGAACCUGUUGAAAAGGGUUGCAGUCCCCGGGAAAGGGGACUGCCAAUACCUGGCGCUGGUUGAGUCGGCCAAGAAACAGGGCAUCAACCUUGGCGGUGCGGCGGAU